This is a messenger RNA of Cladophialophora bantiana CBS 173.52, 837 nucleotides long. RefSeq lists its product as uncharacterized. The record is from RefSeq and is a predicted model, not a curated record. Gene Ontology annotation, biological process: ubiquitin-dependent protein catabolic process. The transcript is spliced from 4 exons. The coding region runs from base 1 to 837 and encodes 278 amino acids. Lineage: Eukaryota; Fungi; Ascomycota; Eurotiomycetes; Chaetothyriales; Herpotrichiellaceae. Gene Ontology annotation, cellular component: nucleus; proteasome core complex, alpha-subunit complex; cytosol.
AUGUCAGGUGCGUACAUGUUUGACGUGGUUUGUUACUGUAGCUGUGUCGGACUCACCGAGCUGACAGUCUUCGCAUCAGGCUCCGCAGGUUAUGAUCGACAUAUCACCAUCUUCUCAGACCAAGGGCGAUUAUAUCAAGUUGAAUAUGCCUUCAAAGCAAUCACUGCAGCCAAUAUCACAUCAGUCGGAGUCAGGGGGAAGACAUGCGCUGUUGUGCUGUCACAAAAAAAGGUGCCGGACAAAUUGAUUGAUCCCUCUUCGGUCUCGCAUGUCUUCAAGAUCUCUCCCUCAGUCGGAUGCGUCAUGACCGGCUCAAUAGCCGAUGCUCGAGCCUCUGUCGACCGAGCCCGAGGUGAAGCUGCGGAAUUCAGAUACAGAAACGGGUAUGAAAUGCCGUGCGAUGUCCUUGCAAAACGAUUGGCAAACAUCAAUCAAGUCUAUACUCAGCGGGCUUACAUGCGGCCAUUGGGCGUAGCGACGACACUGGUCUCUGUGGACGACGAAUAUGGACCCCAACUUUAUAAAUGUGAUCCUGCAGGCUAUUAUGUCGGCUACAAAGCCACGGCGUCUGGACCUAAGCAACAAGAGGCACUCAAUCAUCUAGAGAAGAAGCUGAAGAACAAGGAUUGCGCUCCCGGCAGCUGGGAAGAAGUGGUUGAGCUAGGGAUCAGCACUCUCAGCACCGUGUUGAGUGUUGACUUCAAGAAGGGCGAAUUGGAGAUUGGCAUCGUGGGUGGACCGAAGGCUGAUGGGACUGAGGGCACCGAUAAUGAGUUCAGGACCUUGACAGAAGACGAAGUCGAGGAACGUCUUCAGGCUAUUGCGGAGCGAGAUUGA